AUGGAUAAAAACUGGCAUAGCCCUACCCCUAGCGCUUGUCUCAAGGGCGCCGGCAUUGCCGGUUGGGAGUGUGCCCGAGUCCUCCCGGAAACGGGGCUGAAGAAACUCUUCCAUGUGUGGGAAGCAAAGAACUAUGCAAGCCCAUCUCAUGAAACAAACCAAACCUUGGAGCUGGCACAGGUACGGGUGGGCUGCCUAGAAGGACUGCCGGUGCUUAGCUGGGUCCAGGCGUUUUGUGGCAGCGAGUCCGUGCAGCGCUACAGGCUUGGAAGAGUGGCUGGAACGCUGCCGAGAAGAUUUGACAAAACAUUUGGUCUAAAGAAUAAAAAAGGUGCAAAACAACAAAAAUUUAUCAAGGCUGUGACUCACCAGGUUAAAUUUGGUCAGCAAAAUCCACGUCAGGCUGCUCAAACAGAAAGUGAGAAGAAAUUAAAAAAAGAAGAUAAGAAAAAGGAAUUACAAGAAUUAAAUGAGCUCUUCAAGCCUGUGGUUGCUGCACAGAAAAUUAGCAAAGGUGCUGACCCCAAAUCUGUAGUUUGUGCUUUCUUCAAGCAAGGACAAUGCACGAAAGGGGACAAGUGCAAGUUUUCUCACGAUUUGUCUUUGGAAAGAAAGUGUGAAAAACGAAGUGUCUACAUUGAUGCAAGAGAUGAAGACCUUGAAAAAGAUACAAUGGAUAACUGGGAUGAGAAGAAGCUGGAAGAAGUGGUGAACAAGAAGCAUGGUGAGGCGGAAAAGAAAAAACCCAAAACCCAAAUAGUCUGCAAAUACUUCCUUGAUGCUAUUGAAAACAACAAAUAUGGAUGGUUUUGGGUCUGUCCAGGUGGAGGAGACAACUGCAUGUAUCGUCAUGCUCUCCCUCCAGGUUUUGUAUUAAAAAAAGACAAGAAGAAGGAAGAAAAGCAAGAUGAAAUUUCUUUAGAAGAUCUAAUAGAAAAAGAGCGUGCUGCCUUAGGACCAAAUGUUACCAAAAUUACUCUAGAGUGUUUUAUUGCGUGGAAGAGAAGAAAAAGACAAGAAAAAAUUGAUAAGGCUGAGCAAGAUAUGGAGAGGAGGAAAGCAGAUUUUAAAGCUGGCAAAGCAUUGGUGAUUAGUGGACGUGAAGUAUUUGAGUUUCGACCAGAGUUGGUUGAUGCAGAUGAUGAAGAAGCAGAUGACACCCAUUAUAUUCAAGGAACGGGAGAAGAUGAUGAGAUGGAAGAUCCUGUGUGCAUAAAUGAUGUAGAUUUGAACCUCUAUGUCCCAAAGGCUGUAGAUGAGACUGGUAUUACUGUGGCUAGUCCUGAGCGAUUCAGCACAUACAGUUCAAUAGAAAAAGAUGAUAAUAAAUUAAGUGAAGCUUCUGGUGGUGAUAUAAACAGCAGUGAGCAAAAUGAUUUAGAGGAAGAUAAUGAUGGAGAUGGGGAGUUGGAAAAUGGAGUAAUUGAUGCAGUUCCAGUUGAUGAAAAUCUUUUUACUGGAGAGGACUUGGAUGAACUAGAAGAAGAACUAAACACUCUUGAUUUAGAAGAAUGAAUUAAAAAGCUCAAGUGAGGAAUUAAAUCGAUGUGACAAAGUGAAAACUGACUACACUUUUUCUCCUUUUUGAAUAGAGUUCUUAAACAGGAUGUUUAUGGUUACCCAGCUGAUUCUGACGGGCACAUCAUAGGAAUAUUUUUCCUUCAAUCUCAUCUACUCCAAUCUCGACUAUGCUCACAGUAAAAUAUUCAGAGUAGGUCAGAAUUACCUGACAGAUGAAUUUGCAGAAAAUGAGAUUGUAACUUUCAACUAAAAGUAGGAAGUGUAACUGCUUUGCCAGUAUGCAAGUAAAGUGGGCAAUUUGAUACCAGGUACAGUAUAAAAAAAUCAAAGUAUACAUUCUUCACCAGAACUGCAUUUUUAUUAGUGAUUGUGUUGAUUUAGAAACUGCCUGAAGUGUUUUUAGGCAGUAUACUCUAAUGGAGCUGAUGCAGAUUAUGCUUCUUUAAGUGGUGGUUAGCUUUAUUUGAUCAGCUGGAUACUGAAGAUACAGAUUGUGAACUGAUACGUCAUACAGUACAAUAUGGUGCCCUAUGUUUAAAAUGUUUUAAACUUUCCCACCUCCUUUUGCCAACAAAACUGUAAAUAAAAACUAUCAACUUUAAAAUAUCUGUGUUGAUUUUUCUCUGUUAAGUUAGGAUAUCAUACCAAACCAUUAAUAACCUCACUUUCUAAUACAGUGAUAAACAUUUUUCUCUCCAGUCCCGAUACAGAAGUGAUGAUGUUGGCUUCAGUUAAAUUAGGGCUAACUGCAAUCACAAUUUUUUGUCUACACUUCAUGCAGCGUAAAAU
Molecule: messenger RNA, 2310 nt
Organism: Charadrius vociferus (killdeer)
Lineage: Eukaryota; Metazoa; Chordata; Aves; Charadriiformes; Charadriidae
Gene: ZC3H15
Product: zinc finger CCCH-type containing 15
Exons: 12
Coding region: 1-1515 (504 amino acids)
Biological process (GO): cytoplasmic translation
Cellular component (GO): cytosol
Molecular function (GO): mRNA binding; metal ion binding
Source: RefSeq, a predicted model, not a curated record